Molecule: messenger RNA, 2012 nt
Organism: Rubroshorea leprosula
Lineage: Eukaryota; Viridiplantae; Streptophyta; Magnoliopsida; Malvales; Dipterocarpaceae
Source: the annotation of a GenBank genome assembly
GUUUUGGUCGUCGCUUCCGAAUUCCGAUUACUAUCUCUUCUAGCGUUUCGAGUUUUUCGAAAACUGCAUCGUGUCUUCUUCGGAAAUGCCUUCCGCCUCCUCCUUCUCAGACCACCACUUGCGGCUCUCUCCUCCGCGAAUUGCAGAUGUUGUGGGAUGAAAUUGGAGAGAGUGAUAUUGAAAGAGACAAGAUGCUUCUAGAACUAGAGCAAGAAUGCUUUAAUAUUUACCGGAAAAAGGUUGAAAUGACUAGAAAGCACGGGGUUGAUUUGAAUCGAUCCCUGACUGAAGCUGAAGCAGAAAUAGCUCACCCUGUUUCUGUACUUGGGGGAUAUGCUUCCUUAUCACGGUGAGGAAAUUAGGGGAGCUCAAGUCAUACCUCCAGGAGCUUCAGGAUGAGAAGUUACUUCUGUGAUUCUGCAACGGUACUCUUAUAAUGCUGCAAGUGCUCUGGCUUCUUGAUGAUUGUGAAGUUUACACCUUCUUUUACUUUGUCUGAAGGUUAUUUGGUUACAGAAAGCUAACAGCCAUAUUAACACCAUUCAAGUUCUUUCAUUUGUGAUGUCACUUGAUUUCUUAAAGACAGUGAAUGAGAUUCAUCCAAGCUUGAUCAAUCCUGCAAAUGGUCAAUCGAAAAGUAUCGGCAAUGGUACUCUUGCUAUGUUAAUAACUGUGGUUAAUUCACUAAUACAAGAUAAACAAGUUCUCUAAAGAUUUUGUUUUUACUUGAUGAAGUCUCUAGGCAAGGUUCCCUUGGUCUUGAUGUCAUUGAGCCAGUGAUUGGGGUUGAAUGUUUUCAAAGCAAGCAAGGUGAAAGAGUUGGUGUUCAAGCAGCAAAAUGAGUUUGAAGAAAUCUACAAAAGGGUUCAUAGGGAUGUAGUUAGUGAUGCAGCACAACAGAUACUUAUGAGCCUCAGAAUCUGUUUAUAGCUUCUAUUAUGAUCGUUUACCUCAUUAUACUUUUCUGCUUGAUUCUGAAUUUUCAUUUUGCACUGUGGUUGUGGGCCUUCUUCAUGAAUCCGUAACAAAGCACAACAAAGCAUUCAGGGGGGACACAUGCCCUUCUUGUGAAUUGUUCUGAUAAUUCUCCCAAAAUGUGCUUCAAAGGUAAUGUUAAUCUGCCUGAUCUGGUAUCAAGCAUGGAUGUUCAGAUUGCAAAAGCCAAAUGAGAAGCUUUAAGCAGGAAGGAUAUUUUGGAAAGGCAGAGAAAUGGAAACAUGCAUCUGAGGAGGAAGAGUGGCUUGAAGAGUAUGAAAUGGAUGAAAAUCGGUAUAGUGAAGGAAGAGGAGCCCACAAAAACCUGAAAUGUGCAGAGAAAGCAAGGAUUUUGGUCGGUGAAAUAACAACCAUGGUUGAAAAUUUAACCAUGAAAGUAAAGGUGUGGGAGAUGGAGAAAGGAAUCCCCUUUUUAUAUGACGAGGCUCCAUUCCUUCAUAUGUUGGGGGGAUAUAGUCUGCUACAACAGGAGAGAGGAGGAGAAGCAUAGAUCUUGGAUAUGGCUUAAUUAUAUGUGUACAUGUCUCUAUUUAUGGAUUAAGUGGUCUCUGUUUAUCAUCCAUCCAUCAGCUGCAUUGAAGCCUUUUACCGUCUAAACUCCACACCCCUAUCCCCCCGCCCACCCUACACACACACAAUUAUUGCUUUCAUUGUCUUGCAGGAGCAGAAACCCUGUGGCAGAACAAGAGGCACUCUUUGGCUCGAAAACCACAGCCACUAGGUCAGAGCACAAGUGCUAACAGCAUGGUUUGAACCCCAGUUGGUUGCACAAGGCAGGGUGGGAUUUCUUGCACGAAGGAACAUAGAGAAAGUGGCAGGGUUAAUAAUGUUAUGCCCUCAAAUUCUCUUGCUCUUCCAAAGGAUCAUGGUGGUUGCUAGAGGUAGGUAGCCCCAUCUUUUUUUUUUUAGGAUCUCAGUGUAAAUUUCUUCAUUCUAUUUCAUUGCAAUUUUUCGCAUGUGAUCAAGGAGCAACAAGGACAUCUUUGUCCCAAAAAAAAGAAAAGAAAAAAAAGAAG